Molecule: messenger RNA, 2404 nt
Organism: Psylliodes chrysocephalus
Lineage: Eukaryota; Metazoa; Arthropoda; Insecta; Coleoptera; Chrysomelidae
Source: the annotation of a GenBank genome assembly
CUCAGUUAGGUAAACUAAUAAUUUUUUAAUCUUAUCACCCCUGAUUUUGGAGAAUAUUAGAUAAUUGCACAAACAAAAUCAGAUCGAUUCUCUUUAAUGUUUACACAACGGUGCCUUAUUUUGAACGAAGAUGACCUCAAUAGGAUACAUUUUUGUAAUAGUUUCAGUAUUAACUGGAACUAUUUCUGCCAAAUUCAGCAAUAGUACAUUUCCAGAUGGUUUUUCAUUUGGAGCCGCAACUUCUGCAUUCCAAAUUGAAGGCGCUUGGAAUGAAGAUAGCAAAGGGGAGACAAUUUGGGACCACUGGGUUCAUAACAAUCCAUCCAUAAUCGUGGAUCACAGUAAUGCAGAUGUAGCUUCUGAUUCAUAUCACAAAUACAAGGAAGAUGUUGCUAUGAUAGCAGAAUUAGGUCUUAAUCAUUAUAAGUUUUCUAUAUCGUGGUCAAGGAUUUUACCAACUGGUUUUAAUAAUGAAUAUAGUCUGAAGGGUAUUUUAUAUUACCAAAAUUUAAUAAAUGAACUUCAAAAACACAACAUCACACCCAUAGUUACCAUGUAUCAUUGGGAUUUACCAGAAUCAAUACAAGAAUUAGGAGGAUGGCUCAAUAAUGAAAUUGUAGACUAUUUCAAGGAUUAUGCUGAGAUUCUUUUUGAAAAUUUCCCUACUGUUAAACAUUGGAUUACUAUAAAUGAACCAAAACAGGUUUGCGUAGGUGGUUACGGAAAAGCUAGCAAAGCUCCAUUCCUUAAACUGAGUGGCGAAGCUGACUAUUUAUGUGCUUAUCAUGUUGUUUUAGCACACGCUGCUGUCUACAAUUUGUAUAAAAAAUCGUUUUCGAAAUCCGAAGCCAUAAUUAGUAUGGCGUUGGAUGGUGCAUGGAAUAUACCAGCAAGUAAAUCCAAAGCUGAUGCAGAUGCUGCAGAAAGAAGACGUCUAUUUGAUUUUGGAAUAUACGCUCAUCCCCUUAUGUUCGGAGACUGGCCACAAGUGGUAGUAGACCGAGUCAAAGCGAAGAGUGCAAACUUUACAUCUUCCAGAUUGCCAAGUUUUACAAAGGAGCAAAAAACUUCUAUCAAAGGAACUUUAGAUUUCAUGGCUUUAAAUUAUUACGAUACCAAAGUAGUGGCGGACUACCAAACAGCUGAUACCUCGAUCUCUUACGAUAACGAUGUUGGCGUUAAUAUUUCUGUGAAAGCUGACUGGUCUAUAGCUGCAGACGGAAAUACGAUUUAUCCAGAUGGCCUAAAAUAUUACCUAAAUUGGAUGAAAAAGACAUACAAAAACCCAAUAAUCUGGAUUUCCGAAAAUGGUAUCGCUGAUGAUCACUUAACCACAGAUGAUUUCGACAGAAUAUACUACCUUGCAGGCUACUUGAGCGCUGUGUUAGAUUCAAUAAACAAGGACAAAGUCAAAGUCAUAGGAUACACAAUGUGGAGUCUUUUGGACAAUUUUGAAUGGACAGAAGGAUACAGUAUGCACUAUGGAUUGUAUUCCGUAAACUUAACUGAUACGAAGAAAACCAGAAUACCUAAAAAAUCCGUCGAAUACUAUAAGCAAAUAAUUAAGGGACGACAAAUUCCAACUCCACCUAAGACCACACCAGCUCCCCCUACAACAACCUCCACUACUAAGGAGCCCACAUCUUCGACAAGUGAGAACCCCACAACUUCGACAACUGAGAAGCCCACAUCUACAACUAAGGAACCGAAUAGAUCAACUAACCUGCAUUCAUCUGGUUUUUUCGUAGUUUUUGCAACGACUGUUAUUUAUUUAUUAUUUAAAUUUUAAAGUAAAAAUACUGUAAAUGGUAGAACAAAUAUCGAAUACUUGGUAAAAGAUCGAUAUUUUACAAAAAAAAAAAAAAUAUCAGUCAUAAAGAGAUGCGAAAAAGCAACAAUUGAAAAAUAGAAAAUUAAAUUAUAGCUUCGCCAAGAAUAGACUUAAUAUUAACUUUUAUUAGUUCCUACAUUGGUAUUUAUGAUUGUAUAUAUGUAGAAUCAUUUAAGUUACUUGCAGUUAACAAUUCCCAUUCAAUUACUUGAUUUACCAUAUUACGUGGAAUACGGGAGUGCUUGAAGACUGUACAAUGUACAUGUAAAGGUGUAUUCUUAAGAAAGUAUAGGUGUUAGAAUGUGAGGUAGAACUUGAUCUAAUUUAGUUCCAAUCAACUCCUGUCAUAACUUCUAAUAGAUACUUAUUUUUUAUGAAUUCAAACUGUGUAUUUUUUAAAUAGAGUUAGAUAUUAUUUUACCAUUUUUAUCAGAUCAAAAUUGAAUAAAAUUUUAAUAUUUUUUACUUUUGAAUAUUUUUUUAGUUAUAUUUAUUUUGAACCUACAUCUUACGACUUUUACUUGGAUUGAUUUAUGUUCUGCCAAUUAAUAGUUGUAAAUUGCAUAUAUUAUA